Molecule: messenger RNA, 666 nt
Organism: Phaethon lepturus (White-tailed tropicbird)
Lineage: Eukaryota; Metazoa; Chordata; Aves; Phaethontiformes; Phaethontidae
Product: protocadherin-23-like
Exons: 5
Biological process (GO): homophilic cell-cell adhesion
Cellular component (GO): plasma membrane; cell-cell junction
Molecular function (GO): calcium ion binding
Source: RefSeq, a predicted model, not a curated record
UAUUCUGUUGGUUUUAUAGCUUGCCUCUGCCUUUUUUACAUUUUUCUAGUUCAUGUUUUAAAAAAGCCUGGGUGCAAGCCAGACAGCAUUGAGAACAACACUAAAGCUGCCCAAAUUUUACCACGGCUUCUUGCGUUGGUUGUACAAGCUGCUGAUAAAGGAAACCCCAGACUUUCUGCUACCAGUAUUGUGAGGAUACAAGUGUUAGAUGUUAAUGACAAUGCUCCAGUUGUCCAACCACUAGGUGAAGUGGAGGUCCCAGAAAUUGAUGAUCAUGAAAAGGAGGACCCAGGACCUCCUGAGUUCACAUCCCAGCAGACAUCUGAUGCCCUGCCUGGUUUUAUAGUGACUCGGGUGUCAGCAAGUGAUGUGGACUCCAGGCCAGCACUUCAGUUUGGUUUUAUUUAUGAUAAUAGUCCUGGAAUGAAAUUUGCCAUCGAUCAACACACUGGUGUAGUCACAGUGGUGGAACCAUUAGAUUUUGAAGAAACUACUGUGUAUAAGCUGAGGAUCAUAGUUUCAGAUUCUGUACAUCAAACAGAAGCAGAACUUGCCAUCCUUGUUUUGGACGUCAAUGAUAAUCCACCAGUGUUUACUCAGGAUUUGUAUCAGGUGGGAAUGUGGCAAAUGGACAAGAAACAUGUGAUGUCUUUCCAUAGACGAUGA